Messenger RNA from Drosophila grimshawi, 2385 nucleotides. RefSeq names its product probable serine/threonine-protein kinase DDB_G0268078. Gene Ontology annotation, cellular component: cilium; cytoplasm; nucleus. The transcript is spliced from 9 exons. The coding region runs from base 135 to 2273 and encodes 712 amino acids. The record is from RefSeq and is a predicted model, not a curated record. Gene Ontology annotation, molecular function: protein serine/threonine kinase activity; ATP binding. Gene Ontology annotation, biological process: intraciliary transport; intracellular signal transduction; protein phosphorylation. Lineage: Eukaryota; Metazoa; Arthropoda; Insecta; Diptera; Drosophilidae.
UUAAAUAUAUAUUAUUUUUAUCCAAUUUUCUUAAUUCGAUUCAUGCAAAAAAUUGCCCUGACCACAGUCGAUUCAAAGUGCGCCUUAGUUCCAUAUAGAAAGUAUGUGAAAAGCGUUCCCAUGCAGAUUAUACCAUGAAUCGUUAUAUUACACUGACCCAACUGGGUGAUGGAACGUAUGGCACCGUUGUGCUGGGCCAGCGUAAGGACACCGGUGAAAAGGUGGCCAUAAAGCGCAUGAAACGCAAAUAUUAUUCCUGGGAGGAGGCAAUGAAUUUGCGCGAAGUGAAGUCGCUGAAGAAGUUAUCGCAUCCGAAUAUUGUCAAGCUGAAGGAAGUCAUUAGAGAGAACGAUACAUUAUAUUUUGUAUUUGAAUAUAUGAAGGAGAAUCUGUAUCAAAUGAUUAAGGAUCGGGACACGCAUUUACCGGAACCGGAACUCAAGAGUAUUCUCUUUCAGGUUUUAACGGGCUUAGCCUUUAUGCAUCGCCACGGCUUCUUUCAUCGUGAUCUGAAGCCCGAGAAUCUGUUAUGCUCUGGCCCAGAGUUAAUAAAAAUCGCCGAUUUUGGCUUGGCACGUGAAAUACGCUCACGCCCUCCUUUUACGGACUAUGUGUCCACGCGUUGGUAUCGUGCGCCGGAGGUGCUCCUGCACUCGACCAACUAUGGCAGCACCAUCGAUCUCUGGGCCAUGGGCUGCAUCAUGGCCGAGCUGUACACAUUCCGACCGCUCUUUCCCGGCAGCAGCGAAGUGGAUCAGCUCUUCAAGAUUUGCUCUGUGCUGGGCACGCCUGGCAAGAGUGACUGGCCGGAUGGUUAUCGCCUGGCAUCCAUGAUACACUUUCGAUAUCCGGAUUGCAUAAAGGUGCCGCUGAGCAGCGUGGUCAGUCGCUGCAGCCAAAAUGGUUUGGAUUUGCUGGAGGAUAUGCUGGCCUACGAUCCCGAGAAGCGACCAACGGCCCAGCAGAGUCUCAAGUAUCCAUAUUUCCAUGCGCUCAAGCGCAUCUCGCCAACAGCGGCGGCCAAGGCAAAUGUGAGGUUGAGCUCCAAGUAUGGCAUUUUGGGUACUGGGCCCACCCAAAUCGUAUUACCUCCCACUGUGUCAAAUAAUGUGCUUCCGGUGCAGGAGAAACUACACGCCGCGACUGACCUCAUACAUCAAAGCAACCACAACAACAACAAUAACAAUACCAACAACAACAACAAUACCAACAACAAAAUCAAUGGUAAAACGAUCUACAGCAAGUACCAACCAAAGUUGAGUUUCUUGUCCAACAACGACAUAUCUGUAGUCGGACUGCCACCCACUACAAACUCAUCAUUGGGCUUAGGAAUGGGCGUGGUUAUGCAGCAGUCGCAGCAGCAGCAGCAGGCUGGCAAAGAGUCCAUCAAUGAUAUUUAUCUGAAUCGUAAUAUUUCGCAGCUGUUCGGUCUGCCUGCAGCGACACAGCAGCAACAACAACAACAACUACAGCAGCAGCCACAACAACAUCCCAAUGUCUCCUUCAGCAACACAUCGACUCGCAAUGGUGGCUCCAUUUAUGUGAAUGGCAGCCACUUGAGCUACGACACGGUCAACAAGAAUGCCAAGAACAAUGGCAGAUUAGCUGCCGGCAUGGGUGGCUACUAUGUGCAGACACGCCCCACAAUCCUCCAGCCCGAGGCGAAGGUGUACAACAUAUUCUCCAAAGUGAGUGCUGUACAGGCGCCGCCAAGUAUCAUCGUCCGCCAACACCAGCCACAGCAUCCAUACGAGUCAGCCUCCUCGCUCAAUGGAGCCGCCAUUCGGCUAUCGGCACGAUCGCAGGCAGCGCCAACUGAGACUAGGAUGGGUGCAUUCAAGGUUGAUGAUCUGGACCUGAUACUGGGCUCGAAGCUGAAAACGUCGGCGAAACUUCAGCGCAAUGCCAAAUCGAAUAUCCUGUUAGAGGAUCUGUUUGGGCAUCUGUCCAUGGACUCGGAUAGCGAUGGCAAGUACCCGCACACGGUGCCGCCCACCCAACAGGCGAAAAGUGGACAGACUUCGAAUAGUUCGCACAAUGGACGUGACUUCUUCCAUGAGAACUUCAAGCGUCCUCCAAAGAAGAGGAGUCCUUGCAGCUUGGAAGUGAACAACGGCAGUCGCACAGAUUCACUGUCGACUAAUGCAGCACAGAAAACGCUUAAGGAGAAGGCAGCAUCGUUUCCCUGGGAUGAGACGAACAAAACGGAGGAUGAGAAAUUGACCGCUUGGAUGGUCGCCGAGAAUGGAUCGCUGUUGGAAAACAAAUUUUGAUAUGGAUAAGAAUGAUCGGAUGGGAUUGAAUAUGCAUAUAUACGUGUACUCGUUAAUGUUGUCGUACCUGAAACUCUGAAACCUUCGCGCAUUAAAUAUGUACAUCAAUUAA